GGCGCCCGCCGCCUUAUCUCGGCGCCUCAGGGCCUCCAGAGGAGUCGCGGUAGCGCCAGGAGGGAGGCGGCGGCGGCGGCGGCAUGGCCCGGGGGCCCCGGGGCUCGGGCUUCCCGCCCGGCCGCCUGCUGCCGCUCCUGCUGCUUCUCGGCCUGGCCGGCGGCGCGCCCCGAAAGCCGCGCGCGGACGAUGUAUGUGUCACUUGCCAUGAAUAUGCCACCUGCCAUGAAAGAGGAGGGAAGAAGAUGUGUAUUUGCAACUACGGAUUUGUGGGCAAUGGGAGGACUCAUUGUAUUGAUAAAAAUGAGUGCCAGAUGGGAGCCACUGUGGUCUGCGGGAACCACACGUCUUGCCACAACACUCUGGGAGGCUUUUAUUGCAGUUGCCUGGAAGGAUAUCGAGCCACAAACAACAACAAGACAUUCAUCCCCAACGAUGGUACCUUCUGCACAGACAUAGAUGAGUGUGAGGUUUCCGACCUGUGCAGGCAUGGAGGACGGUGCGUGAACACUCACGGGAGCUUUGAGUGCUACUGUAUGGAGGGAUACUUGCCAAGGAGCGGGCCUGAGCCUUUCCACCCGACCAGAGAUGCCACGUCAUGCACAGAAAUAGACUGUGGCACCCCUCCUGAGGUCCCAGAUGGCUAUAUCAUAGGAAAUUAUACCUCUAGGCUUGGUGGCCAGGUUCAUUAUGCUUGCAAAGAAGGAUUUUUCAGUGGCUCAGAAGAUACAGUUUCAAGAUGCACAGCCUUGGGCACAUGGGAGUCCCCAAAAUUAAACUGCCAAGAGAUCAACUGUGGCCGCCCUCCGGAAGUGCAGCACGCGGUCCUGGUGGGGAACCACAGCUCCAGCCUGGGCGGUGUGGCUCACUAUGUCUGUCUGGAGGGCUUUGAGAGCCCUGGAGGAAAGAUCACUUCCGUCUGCACAGAGAAAGGCACCUGGAGAGCAAGUACUCUGUCAUGCACAGAAGUAACUAUAGAAAUUAAUGAUGUAUCCGUGUUUAACAACACCUGUGUGAGGUGGCGAAUAAACCCAGGAAGAAUAAACUCCAAGACUGCGUUCGUGGUGCACAUAAAAGGACACCGGUUGGACUCAAUGGAAUCAGUUCAUGAGGAGACGGUCAAUUUGACCACAGAGAGCAGGACCCCAGAAAUGUGCCUAGAUCUGCACCAGGGCACCAACUACACCGUCAGCAUUUCUGCUGCCCCUCCCAGACGCUCUGUGCCAGCCAUCAUUGGGUUCCAGACAGCUGAGGAUGAUCUCUUAGAAGAUGAUGGGAUUUUCAAUAUUUCAAUAUUUAAUGAAGCUUGUUUAAAAUUGAACAGGCAUUCUAGGAAAGUUGGAUCAGAACGCAUGUACCAAUUUCAAGUUCUGGGUCGAAAGUGGUAUCUGAGUCAUUUUUAUCACGCAACAUCAUUGAACUUCACAACGAGGGAACAAGCUGCCGUGGUGUGUUUAGAUCUCUAUCCAGCAACUAAUUACACCGUGAACGUCACCCUCCUGGGAUCUCCUGAGCAGCACUCAGUGCAAACAACAGUAACCACACCAGGAGUAAAACAGACCAUCAGUAACAUUUCAAUAUUUAAUGAAACCUGCUUGAGAUGGAGAAGUUUGAAGACAGCUGAUGUAGAGGAGAUGUACUUAUUCCACAUUCGGGGCCAGAGAUGGUAUCAGAAGGAAUUUGCCCAGGAAAUGAUCUUUAAUAUCACUGCCAGCAGCCAGGCUCCUGAGACCUGUUUGGACCUGCAUCCUGGUACCAACUACAGUGUCACUGUCCAGGCUUUGUCUUCUCAGAGUCCUGUGGUCAUCUCCCUGACAACCCAGAUAACAGAGCCUCCUCUUCCGGAAGUAGACUUCUUCGCCGCGUGGGGUAGGGCUCUGCCACGCCUGAGGCUGCGGAGAGCCGAGGAGAAAAAUGGACCUGUCAGUUCAUAUCAGGUGUUGGUGCUCCCCCUGGCCCUCCACAGCACAUUUGUGUGUGAUUCUGAAGAUGCUACCUCAUUCUUUAGCAAUACUUCUGAUGUUAAUGGAUAUGUGGCUGCAGAACUACUGGCCAAAGAUGUUCCCAAUGAUGCCAUGGAGAUAUCUAUCGGAGACAGGCUGUACUAUGGGAAAUAUUAUAACGCACCCUUGAAAACAGGGAAUGAUUACUGCAUCGUAUUACGAAUCACAAGUGAAUGGGAUAAGGUGAAAAGAAGCUCCUGUGCACUCUGGGCCCAGGUAAAAGGUUCAUCGCUCGUGCUGCCGCAGAUGGUGGGUGUUGCACUGUGCUCCAUGGCUGCUGUGAUUGUCCUCGCAUUCCUCUCCUUCUCAGCGGCCUGGUAUGUGAGACUGUCACUUUGGAGAAAUGAGUGGAAUGGAGAGAGGAUGGAGCUGAAGUCAUGAAGAACAGCUGGGUUGGAGACUGCAGGUGGGUGCUAUGUGAAGGGGACGCGCUGCUGCUGGGGCAGAUGUUAUGACAGCUUCUCAGGUGCUUUCACCGAGGCCUCUGAGUGUGGGCCUGCAACUUUCUCCAUUCCCAGGUUGGCCCCCUUACUGGACUCAAGACAGUGACUGCCUAUUUGGAAUCCCCCCAAAGGAGGACCCUUGGGAAUAGCUGAUGUCUUCCCUGCUCACAACUGGUUCUGUGUCUCUGAACUUGAGAUCCUUGAUAUACAAAGUAGCAUUGCCCACAGGCUGCAGGUCCCAUGGGUGGGCCCAUGUUCCCCUCUGAGUGAUGCCUGAGAGUCAGCCCCCCAAGACACGGAAUGCAAGAGAGUCUCUGUGUCUUCCUUUAUAGCGUCUCUCUUACUAAUUCAGAAUCCAUUCUUUCACAGUAAUUAAUGAGAUAGACUUAAGUGUAGGCUAGAAUGUAACUUUGUGAAGGAGGUCAUUGGAAAGGACAGAGAUCAGUGACAUGGGCCAACGUGUCAGACCCUUUAGAAGCCCCUUUCCUACAAUUACGUUAAUUGGAAAGCAUACUAGCUGGGCCCCUCUGGCAAGUUCCCCGCAGCGUCUGUUAGGCAGCAUUGCUUUGACCCAGUCCCGUUUGUCUUAAAUGUAUUCAAAAGCCGUAAGUCUUCAUUCCAGUAAAAAUAUUCUGUUCAUCUAAGACAGCUCUUCUCUUCCACAUGAAUGUUUAUAGCAGCCUUGGUUAAUUUUUUUUUUAACUGAGUGUUUUCUAAAAAUGCUCUCUAUCCCUCCUUUUAGGUUCGGUGGUCAUGCGGUAACAAUGGGUUGAAACAAUAUCAAGCCCAUGGCCAGAGUCCAUGUGUUUACAGGGGAGGGGAGCUAUGUGGGUGACAUUAUCAUCCCUUUUUGUCUACAACGUCAGUAACUGUGAAUGCCACUUUAUCAUGAACCAUGACACUUUGGGUGUAAGCAGUCCCGAGUGCACUGGCAAUGUGCGGAAUUUACAGCUGGAGUGUAUUAGAUUUGACUUUUAAGCCCGAAUCAGUGUUCUUGAACUGUCCUCCCUAACCAACAGUGUAACUCCAAGGCUCAGCAAGGAAUGAAGGGAGAAGGAUGGUGGCUCGUGGCUUCUCUGAGUGACAGUGGUGUCCUCCUCCACUUUCUCCCUCCCUCUCCAAGCCUAGAGAACAGAUAGCAUGGGAUGGAGAGGAGGGGACAGUUAGAUUGCACAACUCAGGGUGUAGCAUGUAAGGAUGCAGUCCUGGAAUUGGGCAGCUUUGUGAUCCUGAGGAGAAGGGACAGUCUUUCUGACGUGGUGGACUGGCAUGAUGGGUGGGCUUGGGCUUCGGUGAGGCACAGAUCGGAGCCUGGGCUUGUGAGCAGCUGAGAAGACACGAGCAACAGUAGGAAUAGGUGGAAGCUCUAUGAAGCUACUCCCCCUGCCGGGGAUCUGGCCCAAAGCAUAACCUCUCAGCAAGGAGGAGUCAGAGUACUCAAGGCUAACUGUCAGCCCUGCCCUUCCACCAGUGUUAGGCAGUAUUAGGAGUAAUUGUCCCUUGUCCUCUGAGGUACCACCCAGACACAACUUAGCAUCAACGUGUAGAGUGUAGAACCCUUCCUGCUCUCAUCUCAGGUGAAUUACAGAGUAAAGCUCUCACUAGGCUAGUACCGAUAGCUUCCUACUUUUAAUUUUUAUGUGCAACAGUUGAACUCAUACUGUUUUCACAGCUCUUGAAUUAACUUUGAAAUCACUACAAAUGAUUGUAGUUAAUAUUGGGUAGGGUCUCUGAUGAGGAAGAAUUUUCCUAACAAAGCCUCCUUCAUCCAAAGAGAGAAGCUAAGCCUCUCUUCUUCAUUAUUUUUUAACUGGCUCCGUAACACCAUGCUUCUGUAGUCCCGCUAAUUUCUAGUUCUAGCAUUAGCUGCCAAAGAAGCUGCAGUUGUCCGCAUGGAAACUUGGCAUAAUUGUCCUUGAAAGGAAGAAAUCCCACUUGCUUGGUAUCAACAAGUCUCUGGUUAAAAUAAGUGACUAAAUAUUAAGUAAAAUGUACUUCUGGGGACAGUGCAGAAAUGUACAAGCAGUUCAUGAAAGAAAUGAGAAUCGCCAAAACAUAGACUUUGUCCCUCCCUCUGAAUGUUCCAAAUUGUUAACACAGAGUUGCUCGGUGUUAAUACUUAACCGAAGCAGAUGCUGAGCAUUUGCAAGAAGGAGGCAGCAUUUUCCUGCAGUUCUUCUCUGACCGUUUUCUCAUACACAUGAAGGCAGCUUUAAGGUCUCUGAAUUUGCCAGGUAGCUUUUUACUACAAAAAGCUCUUUUUUCUCCCAAGUGGAUUCCUGGUAAAGGCGGAGAGAGCGUCUGAGGAGACCGAUAGUGAAUCUUCCUAGGAUCAUGCAGGGUCCUUCUGUCCGAGGAUUGAUCGGGUAGCGCUUGGAGUUGGGUUGUGAGUGCCACUGAGUGAAGCUGGAUCCCCAGGUGGGGAUGGGGGAAGGAGCUUUUCCUUAACCGUCUUGAGGAGGCGAGCACUACGAUCCAGUCUACUACUAGGACUCAAAAUCGGGGGGUUGCCCAGAUAUGGGGCAGAUUGCUUGGCCCCUCUAGUUUUGGUGUUUUUUUUUAACAUUUUUUAUUGAUUUAUAAUCAUUUUGCAAUGUUGUGUCAAAUUCCAGUGUUCAGCACAAUUUUUCAGUCAUUCAUGGACAUAUACACACUCAUUGUCACAUUUUUUUCUCUGUGAGUUAUCAUAACAUUUUGUGUAUAUUUCCCUGUGCUAUACAGUGUAAUCUUGUUUAUCUAUUCUACAAUUCUGAAAUCCCAGUCUAUCCCUUCCCACCCUCCACCCCCUGGCAACCACAAGUCUGUAUUCUCUGUCUAUGAGUCUAUUUCUUUGUUUUUGUUUGUUUGUUUGUUUGUUUUUGUUUUUGUUUUUGUUUUUUAGAUUCCACAUAUGAGCGAUCUCAUAUGGUAUUUUUCUUUCUCUUUCUGGCUUACUUCACUUAGAAUUACAUUCUCCAGGAGCAUCCAUGUUGCUGCAAAUGGCGUUAUGUUGUCGGCUUUUAUGGCUGAGUAGUAUUCCAUUGUAUAAAUAUACCACAUCUUCUUUAUCCAGUCACCUGUUGAUGGACAUUUAGGCUGUUUCCAUGUUUUGGCUAUUGUAAAUAGUGCUGCUGUGAACAUUGGGGUGCAGGUGCCCUCUAGUUUUUAUUUAUGUCCACCAUAGUUUUUGUGUAUACCCGUUCUUUUGUUCCAUCUGCACAGCAGUUCUCUGUGGUGGGAAGGUUAGGGGUUAUCGCUUCCCCAUCUUAGGAUGGAGAGAGACGGCUCUGGGGCUGAGUAUGGUGCCUGCAAGCCUAGUUCUCAUUCCUGGGCUUUGACAGGACCCUUCUGGUUCUUGGGAGAGUCAGGCCUUUACACUUCCAAACAUACAUAAAUACAUAUAUAACGGUGUCUGUAUUAAAGCAUUGCCUUUACUAUUACAUCACCGUGUCCUUUUAUGCUUGUCUUUUCACUGUAGGUGCCUCCCUCUAUCACCUCUAGAAGGAGCCACAACCAACCAAAGAGAUGGAGGUUGACUAGGGGAAGUAGGUAAUAGUCCAUCCAUGACUCAGGACCUAAAAUUGCAACUGGGCCUUAAGAGUGAGACCAGAGCAGAAGUGGUUAUCUUGAAAUUCCACAGUAGCUGGGCAUAAAGUUAAUAUUUAAGUUGAUUUUAAAGGAAGUAAACAAGGAUUCUCAAUGCUCCCUUUUUAUUGCUAAUCUCAUACUCUGAUUUUCUACACCUUUUUUUCCCCAAUCCAUUCACUGAAGAGAAAGCCAGUGGUAGUAGUCAAUCAAACAGUGUUUUAAGGACCUUUUGCCUAUCCCAGCUGUUGUUGGGUAAACUCAGGUGCCUGAUCUUGGAGAGGAGAGAGAGUGUGGCUUUUUCUGUGCCCAUUUGUGGGCAGGUGAUGCAGCGAGGCAAAUUGAUUAAAAAAAAAAAUAGGGUAUGCCCCUUGUUUCAGAGAGAGAAAGAGUAUGAACUAGCCAUGUUGGUGAUGUGUGUGUGUUGUGUUUCCAUAUCCGUAUUUUUUGGGCACAUCUCAGGGUUACCAAAACGGGGUCAGACUAGGCACGUAGUCUGUGAUAUGCUUCUUUCAUUUAUCAACACAUCUUGGACACAUUUUUCACAUCAGUAGGGACGGCAUUGGAAGUUUAUACCACAAUUUAUUUCCCCAACACUCUACUGUGCGUUGUGCAUUUAGAGUGUUUCCAGAUGUUUACUGCUUUUAUACAUGUCUGUAUAAUUGUAAGCAAGUAUCACUUAGACUAAAUUCCUAGAUUUGAAGUUACUGGAGUGAAAACUAUAUACAUUUGAGGUUUACUCCAUGUUGUCAGAGGAAUGUCAUAGAAUGUUCAUACCAGCUUACACUCUCGUUGGCAGGAAGCCUCAGCACUGCUGGGUCUCAUGGAUAUCUCUAAUCUUGAUUAAUCUGGUCGGUGAAAAAUGACCUUUCAGUGUUCUGUUUGCAUUUCUCUAACUAUUUUGCACGUUGAUUGGUCACGUGUGGUUUUGUUUCGGUGAACUGCCUUUUUUUCCCCUCAGUACUUGGCUUGCCUUAUAUUGGUUCGAAAAAGCUCUUUGUAUUAUAGUCAUUUUCAUUCUUAGCUGUCACAUAUUUUGUAAACAAAGUUCCUGCUUUGUCAUUUCCGUUUUGACUUUGUGCCAUACAUCGCCACACAGAAGCUUUCAAUUUGUGUAGUCAAAUGUAUCAGUCUUUUUCCUUACGUAUUUUGCCUUUGGUGCUAUGCUGAGAAGGACCUUCCAGUCUCAAGGUAAUAACUAUAAUUCAGCAGUUAAAAAAACCCAACAUUUAAAGCUUUAAUCCAUCUGAAAUUUAUUUUAGUAUAAGGAGCGAGGUGGGGGUGUCUUUUUAUUGUUACUAAAUGGUUUAGCCAGUUCUGUUGAUAGCCCUUAACUGGAAUUUUCCCCCGUAGAGGUUUGAGUAGUAUACUGAAUCACAGACUACAGUCUGUGUCUGAACUUUCUCUUUUGCUCUGUUGAUCUAUUUCUGUGCCAGAACCACCUGCUGUAAGUUUACGAUAGUUUUUUUUUUUUAAUAUCAAGUAAAAGUCAGUUACUACUCUUUUUCUGUUAAUUCUGAGUAUUCUCAGGUUUUAUGAUAUAUUUAUUCAUGUAUACAUGUUUAUGACACAUAAACUAAAGAAUUAUUUGGUCAUGUUCCCUGCCCCCCACCCCAAAUCUUCAUACUUUUUCCUUGGGAAUGAGGAAUGAGGGCUCCUCUCGCAGAAUGUAAUGUGUGUUUCCCUCUCGCUUUUGUGUGUGUCCCUCUCUAGAGUGUUAUAAUACUCAACUUACAAGUUAAUUCAUGCUUAUUUUUUGUUGGGUAUGGCCAGAUACUUUAUGCCUUGUCAUCCAGAACCCCCGAGUCAGUAUUUCAGCUCCUGCCUCUGAGAGUGCACCCCACGCCCACUUACUGCUGGCACUGUCAGCGUCCCCUUGCUCGGGCGAGCUGCCUUUUGGGGAGAAGUCACAUCACGAUGGCUCCUCCAACUCAGUUACUUUUCUGGGUAUCUCCUUGACCCAGGGAAACUCUCAGAUCUUUGCCAUGCCAAAUGAGGGACUGCCCUACCAUCACAGAGAGCUCCAGCCACAGACUUUAGUUUCCUUACCCGUUAGACCCUGUGUCCUCCAUGGUGGAAGUGUAGCUUCCAGUACUUUCCAAUGUGGUUUCCACUUUUUUAUCAAGCUGCUGGCCUGACAGCCUCAGCUUCUUGACCUUCGGGUUUCUUAUCCUUGAAAUCAGAUACCAGGCCACUGUGUCCUCUGAAGCUUUAGGGGACACGAAUUCAAGGGAGUGGAGGUCCCCUUGAAGCUCCUCUUUCCAGGCACGGACUGAGGAAGGUCCCUUUACCCCCUACCAUCAUGGUGGGGGAUGUAAAAUAAACAGCUUGCCAUCAGCUUUCCCAAAGGACUACUUUCUUUUGACUUUUUCAAUUUUAAACCAGUUUCUUGGGUAUUGGGCUAAGGGUCACAAGGCCAUUUGGAAAUCCUUAUUUUAGAAUAUGGGAGUACUUGCAACCUAUUAUUUUCAGCUUUUUGGAACUUUGGUCAAAACAGAAAGUGUUCAAUUUGGAGCCAAAGGAUGAGAAAAUAUAGUUCACAGAAAAAGAAAUGCAAGUGGCUCUGAAACACAAGAAAAUAUGCUUGACUUGACUUUUAAGAAAAAAGCAAAUUACUGAGAGGUCAUUUGUCACCUAUCAAGUUGGGGGAAAUCCAGAGACUUAACAACACACUGUCUUUGGAGGCUGUGGAGGAGCAGGCAGUCACACGUUGUUAGUGAGAGCACAGAACCGUGCGACCUUUGUGGCGGGAAAUCUGGCGAUAUUUACAUUGCCUUUGUCCCUUAACCCAGCACUCCCGCUUCUGGGAGCUGCCUUACGGGUUCGCCGGUACGUGUUCAAAAUGACACAUGACGGGGUUGUUCAUUGUUACUUUGUUUAUAAUAGUAAAGGCUUAGCAACAACCCCAGUGCCUCUCAGGAGGAAGCUGGUUAAAUGAACUCUGAUACUUCUUUGCACACAGUGGGAUAGGCUGAGUUGUAAAAAAGGAAUGAGGAAGGACUCUGUGCACAGAUAUGGAGAGGUCUUUGAGCUGUAUUGUUUUAAUGAGAAAAACAAGGUGGGGUAUAGUGUAUAUAGUCUGCUGUCUUUUAUGUAAGAAAGAGUGGGGAAUGAGAAUAUUCAAUUUUCCAUAAAGAAACACUGGAAUAAUAGUGAUGAAUUAAUGAAAAUGGUUACGAAUGGAGCAAGGGAGAGUCUGUUAAGUGUUUAUCUUCUUAUUUUGUUUUGAUUUUAAACAUGUAAGCAUAUCACUAUUCAAAGACAAAAAAAAAUAAAAUUUCAUAAGAAAGAGAAAGUGUUCCAUUUAAUAUCCUGUUGCACAUGUCAAAUCAAAAGCUGAUGGGUACUGCUUGGCUUCCUUCUCAAUGUAAAUCCAAGACACCUAAGAUUUGGAUAAGAUUGGUUUAAUUCUCUAUUCCAAACCUGUGGGAGCAUUCACUGCUGUCUUUUGAGAUUUCUGAAAGUUCCAUGAGAUGGUAGAGGUGGGUGCAUUACACUCCCAUGAUCAACUCUAGGGCCUAGUUUCUGCUUCCUAUGGAUUGGUUUAGGCAAUAGAUCAUCUCACCUUCCCACAUGGAGUCCCUGUUCCACCCGCACUGACCUGCCUGUGGAACUCCGCUCCUUUCCAUAAUUCCCACCCAGAGCCUCGUUAAGGACUUGGCGCAUUUAGAUAAUGUGAAUGGAGAGUGUAUUCGUUUCCUAUUGAUGCUGUAACAAAUAGCCACAAACUUGGUGGCUUCAACCGCACAGAUUUACUGUUUUACAGUCCUGGAAGUCAGAAGUCUGUCCUGAGCCUCACUGGGCUACAGUCAGGGUAUUGGCUGAGCUGUGUUCCUUCUCGAGGCUCUAAGGGGAAUCCAUUUCUUUGCCUUUUCCAGAUUUGAGAGGCUGCCUAUAUUCUUUGCCUGUGGUAUUUCUUCCAUCUUCAAAGCCAGCAGUGCAGCAUCUUCACAUUUCUCUCUGACUCUGACUCUUCUGUCCUCCCUGCCCCCCCCCCCACUUCAGUUAAUAGGAUCCUUGUGAGUACUUUGGGCCUCCUUGGAAAACCCAGGCUAAUCUCCCAUCUCAGGAUCCUUAACUUAAUCACAUCCACAAAGCUGCUUUUGCCGUGGAAGCUGACAUAUUCACACACUUUGGGGUUAGUAUGUGGACAUCUUUGGUGGCCAUUACUCUGCCUACAACAGAGAACAUUAUAUUUCAGAUAUACAAAUAGUUAAAAGUGGGUAUUGUUUAUCCUUCUUCAAAGUUCUCAUCCUUCCCAUCUUCAUUAUCAAAUCCCUGAAAUGCUGAAUAAUUUAGCUUUUUUUUUUUUUUUGGCUAAUCUAUGACCUAAGCAUCCACCCUUACCCAAAUAUUUACCAAAGUAAUUUUUUAAACAAGAAUAGUUUCCUCCUUAAGAAUUAUGUUGUCAGCUGUUAACGUGUUAUAUUUUUGACCUUCUGAAAAUUCUCUGAAAUUUCUGAUUGUUGAAUAUCUUCUUCCUUGUUGCACAGUGUGCUGAUUCAGAUUUCUUAAAAACUUUUUGUGUGAAUCUUUGGUAAUGUGAUUUUGGGGCACAACUAGAAACAGGAAGGUGGAAUAUUUGUGAGAAGAUUAUAGCAAAGGCUAAAUAUGCUGUUUUAUUUUUUAUUGCUGUGUAACAAAGUACCUCAAACCUAAUGGUUUCAAACAGUACACGUUUAUUAUCCCCCAGUUUCUGUGGGUCUCAGGAUUCCAGGUUUAGUGCAGUUGGAUUCUCUGCUCAGGACGUCACAAGUCUGCAGUCAAGGUAUUGGCUCAGUUGCAUCUUCAUCUGGAGGCUUGACUGGGGAAUACCCCUCUUCCAUGCUCAUUCAUAUUGUUGGCAGAAUUCAUUUCCUUGCAGUUGUAUGGCCGAAGUCCCCAACUUUUUUCUGGCUGUCAGCUGGAAGCUGUCCUCAGGUCCUAGAUGCCAGCCAUUGUUCCUAGAGGCCAUCUGUAGUUGUUGGCCACGGGGGCUUCCUGAACAGGCUGCCUAACUUGUCAAGUUAGCAAGGAGAAUCUCUGAAUGCAGGGAGGGCCCAGCCCCUCUUUUAAAAAAGGGCCUUUGUCUGACUAAGUCAGGCCCACCUUGGAUAAUCUCCCUUUAACUAACCAAAAAAUCAACUAAUUUGGAACCUUAAUUACAUUUGCAAAAGCCCUUCAUCUUUGCCAUAUUCUAUUGGUUAAAAGUAAGUCAUACUCAAAAGGAAAACAUUAUACAGGCUUUGGACACAAGUGGCAGGGGAUGAUGAGGGCUAUCUUAGAAUUUUGCCUACCAUAAGUUACUAAGAAAAAAUCAAUUAGAAACUUUAAACCCUACCACAGGAUUUCCUGGAUUCUUCGGACAUGGCUCCUUGAUUUUACAGCAAAAGCCUAGGACUGCUUCUGUUUUCUCUAAGGAGAGGUGCCAAGGCUGCCAGGGUUGGACGUAGCCCAUGGCCCACAGGUUUCAAGAAGGUAACUGGAUCUGUAAGACUGCUUUCCCACCCUGGACUGGUUGUACUCACUUGAGCGAGGCACAGAGAUUUGGGGCAGAGAAACGUCACCAUUUCUCUGGGUCCACGGGCAUGCGUCCCAUCUCUUAGCCUUUGGCUUAGCAGGAUUCAGAAAUUGUGAGCUUGGCCUGCAAAAGUCUAUCUCUGCCAAACUCGAGAGAGCCUAGUGUGUGGCCUGAAGGGCUCGAUCCUGUGGUCCCUGGAAGUGGCUGUCCUGAGUCUUGGUGGGCUGGACAGGAUAAGGCAACCUUGACCAGAUUCAGCGUUUCCAAAUGGUGGUGAGAGCUCCAGGGACCAGCUCUGGAGAGCACAUAGGUCUUCCCCAGCCCCAAGACCCUCUGUAACCAAGGACUUGGCAGUAGCUGUGUGCAGCCAAGAAUGGCUGAGCUGGAGAUUACAACUCUUGGCCACAAGCCAUGAUUCCCUCUGUCCAAGGUGCCUCCCAGUGAACAGUGGAUCUUAGAACCUGAAAGAGGGCUCAGCUCCAAGAGCCAGGAGGAACUUGGGUUGUCUUUGGAUAAUCACUGUUUAUUGAGAUCUCACGGAGACGAACACCAGGUGACGCCGACACUGAUGGUUUGCGUGGUCCUUGCUAUGCUGGGAUGGCCAGGGACAGCUGUGAGGCUGUCCACCAUGCUGCCUUCUGGCCAAAGAAGGGGCAGUGCCCAGGAGAGGGGAAUUGUUAUCACAGAACCUAGGAGGGGGCAGCAGCUGGGCUGUGUAACUUCUGCACCAGACAAAGAAGACAGUGUCUUGAUCUUGGCUAGAGAAUGUAAAUGUCCACACUGCAUGUGACCCUAUAAGGGAGAAGGGGCACAGGGCUGCCAGACUUGAAGACUCCAGCCUGUCUCCAGCUUGCUGCCAAGGGCACAAAACAGCUGAGUCUGACUUGGCUGCCUGUGAUCUGCAUUCAUUUCCUUUUUUUUUCCUGUGUAAAAUAAUUUAAAAAAAUUUUUUAUACCAUUUUAAAGGUUACAGUCCAUUUACAGUCAUUAGAAAAUAUUGGCUACAGCCCCUGUGUUGUACAAUACAUCUUUGUAGCCUAUCUCACACCCAGCAGUUUGUAACUCUCCCUCCCCGACCUCUAUAUUGCACCCCGCCUCGCUGGUAGCCACUAGUUUGUUCCCUACAUCUGUGAGCCCGCUUUUUUUUUUUUUUUUUUUGUUAUAUUCACCAGUUUGUUGUAUUUUUUGGAUUUCACAUACAAGUGGUAUCAUACAGCGUUUGUCUUUACUCUGCUUCCUGGAUUUCUUGUAGCAAAUUAAUACAUAGCCAACAGGUCUGGGUGUCAGGCUGAGUUUGUUGCAUGUUGGAUAGUUUGCUGCAUUAGACGGAGGCUGAAGGAACUCCACAAAGGCCAAAGGACCCCUCCCACAUUGCCCUCGCAAGACGGUGUCUCUUAGUCUCCAGCUGUAACGCACCUCUGGUGUCAGCCACUUUCCUCCACUGCCCCUCAUCUCAGCGGCCAUUCCUCUGGCUUUCCCUCCUCCUCCCUGCCGGCUGCUGCUGCAGACCCUGGAGGCUUCUCUAGAGAGACCACUCAGAUGGGGUUUGGAGCUUCAUGAAGAGCUGGAACCCACACCGGAGAUGCGUCUGGGAGAGCACGUGAGUCUUCCUUAGAGCCAGGCACGGAAAGACCAAGGCUUGUCCCUGGAUGAGAUGGAAGAAGCAGAGACCUAUUUCUGGAGGGCAGGAGGCCUGGAGGGACACACAGCGCUGGGGAGUUGACUGUGUGCCUCGGGAGGCUGCCUGUGCAUGUUGGGAUAAAAGUGUUUCUUUCACACUUGGCCUGGGAUUGUGGUCUGAUUGACUGCAUCGCACACUUAGCUUUCUAAGGUUAACCAGCCAGGUCAUCGCCCUCAGCCUCUGCCUGCAAGCAGGUUGCCAGCUGGCCCUUUAUUGCCCACCUAGCUCUCGUCAGCUUUGUCAUCCAGGUCGUUGCCCUUAAUUCCUGGGACCUCCCUUCAGUUUCCCAAGAACAAACGGCAUGUGCUACGUCCGCUCUGCUGCUGCGCACUAGCCUGUACUUUUGGAAACUCUCAUAAAGUUUCCAAAUUGACGUACCUUUCUUUUGCUCUGUGUCUUCUGCUUUGCAUAACUGCUUGCAUGGUCAGCCACCGUGCUGCGUGCUGGUAAACGGAGAGAAAAAGAAAUGGCUUGAAUGGAGCAACAGGAAAACGAAAUUAUUUUGAGCAAAUACUCUCUGAGUGGGAGGAGAGCCUGAAACUUAAGUCCAAAGGAGAGGAUGACCAGUUCUAUUGAACUUUCAAGCAUUUCAACUGAGAAGCUCUGACAGUCUCUGAUCUCAGUAAAUUCACAUCUAGUUUCAAGGAGUGCCUUGCAAACCCCAUUCUGAGGGUGGUGACAGGUCAGUAGAAUCACGUCCAUCUAUUUUUGUAAGAUUUAUAAUGAAUACUUACAGUGAAAGUAAAGCACUUUUUUUUAAACUCUCUAUAGCACAAAGGGAUGGGAUCUGACACCCAGUGAAAGAAAUCGUCACUUAAGUUAGUCUGAGUUACACUGUGUUUUGGAAAUUCUCCAAACUUAAUACUUAGGCCAUGUACUCCAAGACCAAAGCAUGUGGGUUUUUAAAAAGUUAUUAUUUUCAGGAGUAAGCUUGCUGAAUCACCACAGAUUUUUUUUUUUUUUUAACUACAAGUUUGCUGACUGUCAUCUUCCAGCUGGCUUGGCGUUGCUCUGGCUCCCCGUUGAGCCCACCGGUAGAGCCAGUCUGUCUUUAGGAGAAGAACUUUACUGGUGGUCCUCCCUGCUAAGUAUAAAGCCCUGGUGGCAAUUUCAAAUGGGUGAGGAAUGAUAGAUUGUUAGGGGAUUGAGCGGCCAACCAUUUGGGGAAAACUUGUGAUAAAAAAGGAUGUUCACACAUGGAGAUACAGGGCAGUCAUUCUGGCUUACACAUGAGUUCACUUGAAUUUUAUGCUAACUAAAACAACCUGUUUGUGGCCUAUCAAACAUACACUGUACACCUGCUUUCAUUAUUAAAGAAAAGAGCACAUUGACCAGAAGGAAAGAAUGUCCAUAUUAAAAAUAAAGAUUAAAUGUCCCUCUUCCUGAGACGCUGAUGCUGGUCCUCCUUUGAUGGUAAGGCUCCCUUCCCAGGUGCCAAGACCAUACUGACUCCCUGUGUACAUGCUGGUCUGCUGUUUGUUUUUUUGUUUGAAAUCUUGAAGAAAUGUAACCCUGACUUGUUUAAUGUUCUUUGUUCUGACAAGAUUUAAAACUGUGCUGAAAAUCCUGCUUCUCUGGAACAGUUUCUCAGAAUCAUCUGGGAAGCGGGUUUCUGGGCUAGUCCUCAGUUUGGCUCAAAUAAAACUCUUUUCUAGUCUUAUUA
This is a messenger RNA of Camelus dromedarius (Arabian camel), 14854 nucleotides long. RefSeq names its product sushi domain containing 1 (gene SUSD1). NCBI's taxonomy places the organism in Eukaryota, Metazoa, Chordata, Mammalia, Artiodactyla, Camelidae. The transcript has 17 exons. The coding region runs from base 84 to 2384 and encodes 766 amino acids. Gene Ontology annotation, molecular function: calcium ion binding. The record is from RefSeq and is a predicted model, not a curated record.